CAGCCUGCAUGCUGGCUGGAAGAAAAUAAAAGUAAAUAAGAAAAAAUGGAGCAAAAUUGAUCAGCUUUUACGAUCGCUUGCAUUUUAUUCAGUUCGUCUUUGUAUCUCGAUGGUUGAAUUGUACUGCAGUAGUAGAGAUAAAGUUUGAUAGUUUAUAUAGUAUGAAAGUUUACCAUAAAACACAAUUAAUAUUUCGUGAGGUUGAAAAUUGUUGGUUGGAAAACUAGUGAAGUUAAAACAAAGUUUUACCUUGUCCAAAUCACGAGUGUGACAGAGAAAGCUAUAAAAAUGUCGACCAGUGAAAUUGAUGAUUUUGUAAAUGGAGCACUUGUUUCAUGGAUUGAAUCCUGUCUUCCGCGUCACGAAAUCAUCGCCGGAUAUGUAUCCUUGUUGGAUGGCACAUUAUUGCAUAGUGUAUAUCUGCAGAUUGAUCCCGAACCACAACAUCAUCCGGUCAAGCUGAAAAACCUAGAGGGUAUAUCACUAGCUGCUGCACGAAGCCGAAACUUCGAUGCUAUUGUGAAAAAUUUAAGAAAUCUUUAUGAUGAGGAAAUUGGACAAACAAUACUGGCUCUUCCGGAUUGCUCAAUUCUGGGACAAUCCCCUGACUCGAGAGCCGGAUUGGAGGAAAUGAAAUUACUCAUAACACUUUUGCUAGGCGCCGCUGUUCAAUGUCCAAAUAAAGAGUUAUUUAUUGCAAGAAUUAAAGAAUUGGACGUUAACACUCAGCAUGCAAUAGUGGAAGUUAUCAAACAGGUAACCGAGAGCCAAACACUCGUCCUUACCCAGGACGCCAUGGAUCAAUUGUCCUCGGAAGCUUUGUGCAAGAAAAUUGUUAAACUGGCAAAAGAACGUGACCAAUACCACAAUAAAUGGAUAUCAACCAUAACUUUCGAUUCAGAUUCCGUAACAAGUUCCGGAUCCAAGACCGGCCUCCUCAACUCUUCUCCAUCAACGAACAGCUCAUCAAACACAUCCUCUUCAAUCUCUGAAAACAAUCACCUGGCAGUUGAACUUGCCGACUAUAAAUCGAAGCUACGGAAACUACGUCAAGAAUUGGAGGAAAAAUCUGAGUUGUUGAUGGAAGUUAAAGAAGAGCUCGACCACAAAUCAAAUCAAUAUGAAAAACUUAGGAUAGAGAGCCAAGAUUGGUACUCAGAGGCUAGGAAGGCCACUGCUUAUCGAGAUGAAGUCGAUGUUUUGCGAGAACGAGGAGAACGUGCGGAUCGAUUAGAUAUAGAAGUCCAAAAGCUAAGAGAGAAAUUGUCCGAUGCAGAAUUCUAUCGCACUAGAGUCGAAGAACUUCGAGAAGACAAUAGGAUGUUGUUGGAAACAAAAGAAAUGUUAGAGGAACAACUGCAGCGAUCGAGAAAGCGUAGCGAUCAAGUUAUGAUUCUUGAGGCAGAAAUUCUUAAAUUUAAACAAAUGCUUAAUGACAUGUCUUUAGAAAGGGAUGUUGAUAAAAGCAAGCUUCAGGAAUUGUUAGAAGAAAAUGUACAAUUGCAAUUGGCCACUAAAAACCUAAUGUCUGGGCCGGAAGCUGUUGUAAAUCGUCAUCAAUCGGAUACGGAAGAAGACUUACCAUCGAACGACAACAGUUUAUCUGAGCAAUUGAGUACAAAUGCACAGUCGCGUGCCUUAAAACUGGAGCUAGAGAAUCGACGACUAUUGGCCGCACUAGAAAGCUUGAAAGAAUCCACAUUCCACGAAUCGUCAAACAAAAUAUUGGAUUUGGAGAAAGAUAAAAAAAAAUUAUCUCUCCGCUUGGAGCAAGUUCAGGACAAUUGCAAUCGUUUGGUGAAACAAAACAGUGAAUUGGAAAAUGUUUUCAAAAAUGCUUUAGAAGAAAACAAAAAACUACAGGACACAAUAGACAACAAGCAGACAAUGAUUGAUAAACAGAGCCACGAUCGAGAAUUAGAUAGAAUUCGUCAAUUUGAUUUAGAAAAACAAAUUGAAAGCCUUACAAAAGAAAAGCAGCGCAUUCAAACUUUAUGUGAUAGCAUUCAAAGGAGAUCUGUCGACUUGGAACGAUCGAUAGACGGCAAGAUUAAAGAAGUUGAUCAACUUAAUGAACGUUGUUCAGGAUUCGAGGUCAUCAAAAAAGAUCUCUACAGCGCACAGGUAAAAAUGUCAUCAUUAGAAAGAGAAAAUUCCAAUCACACUAAAGACUUAAUGAAAUACAAGGAGAUGCUCGAGCAGAAAAGUGUUGAGCUGGAUUCUUUUGUAACAAAACUUGAACACAAAGAAAAAGAAAUCAUUCUUCGCGACAAACAACUUGCUGAAAACAUUGAGCUACAGAAAAAAAUUCAUGAGCUGGAAAAGGCUAACAAUGAGCUGCUUUCCCAACAGAAAAUCCAGAAUGAAACAAUAGCAACACUUCAGGAAGACCUCUUCAAUGGUACUCUCGCUAAGAAAAAAGUUAAACAAAACCUCGAGAGGCUCGGUUUGAACGAAACCGACAUAGAGAAAACUGAUUUGAAUGUAGAAGUAUUUGUUGAAAAAUUAUGUCAAAAUCCCGAGUCCUUCAAGACAGUUAAAGAAAUUGUUUUGAAUGUGAGUAAAGAAUCGACGAAAUCAUCAGACAUGUGUGUCCUUUGUCAUAAAAAAGAGAUCUACACUGUUGAAAAAAAUAUAGAAUUUACUGAUUGUGAAGAGCUAGCAAGUCGCAACGAAUUAGAGGUAAAAGUAGAGCAAUUGAAAGGUGAUAAUUUUGCGUUACAAACGGCAAAUGAAUCGCUCCAAUCGGAAAAUGCAAGACAAAAAGUGGAAGUUGCCACCUUGGGUUCGCAAAUAACAUCGCUGAACACACAACACGUUGCUUUACAGCUAGCCAAUUCUCAACUAGCAGCAGAGAAAGACAUGUUAGUUAAACAAGUGGAAGCCAAGAGACAAGCAUAUGACUCACUUCAACAUGAUCAAGUUACUCUGCAAUGUCUUCACGAGCAACUAAGCAGCGAGUAUGAAUCGCUAAACAACGAGAAAGAAAUUCUUAAAAACUCUAUUCGCGAUCUUAAACUCGAUAACAGAGACAUUAAAGAACAUGCUCUAGUUCAGGAAAAACUGGUAGAAGAUCUUAAAAUGGAGCUGAAUGCCAUGAAAGAUGGCAUAACUAAUCUCGCCAAUUUGAGAGCAGAACAUUCUAAAUUAAAAGAUGAUUUCCGCUGCUUAUUUACAACAAGCGAAAGACUCAAACAAGAAUACAAAAAUAGACAAGAUCAAUAUAGAGCCUGUAGGAACGAGAAUAGCCGUUUGAAAUUGCAAAAUACCGAAAUUACUGGCGAUUUGAGUAACAAAGUUGAACAGAUAACGAAUUUGGAAAUAGAAUACACAAAAAUGUACCAACGCUGCGAAAUGUUAUUGCAAAUGAAUUCGAGUUUAGACAUCGAUAGAAGAACGUUGAUGGAUCACGUCUCACAAAUAUUGGCACAGUACCACGAACUCCUGGCACAUUCGUUAGAAGAUAAACAGCAUUAUCACGAUGAAGAAAAGAAUCUUACUGAUAAAGUGAACAACCUUCACCGGCAAAAGGAAAAAUUGGAAGAGAAAAUAAUGGAACAUUACCGAAAACUUGAUAGUUGCUCACCAAAAAAAAAACCUUUUGCCCUAAACUUUGUAAAAAAAGUUAGGAAAGCUGGGUCCGAAUUGAUGAGCCGAGUUCCAAACAGGAAUCGUCGUUCUUGGGUGGAUGACAGCAGACUCACUCAAUCACAGUUUACUCUAGGAUCAGAGUCUGGGGGAAAUGAGUCUGAUAAUAGUAUGGAGGAGCCAAAUUCGGUGGCUUCCGAUACAAACUUAUUGCAACGAAAUUCGGUAACUCGUCAAAGUCUACAACGAAAACCAAACAAUGAUGCAUUGAAUUCCAGUCUUUUAAGAGGUGGAAUUCGUAGCAGUUUACAAACAUCGCGACGAGAAGAAGUGAAUCCAUCGCAUAGAAAUAGUUUUCCAGGAUUCGAUACUCAUGCAGAUUCCUUGAACCUGGGGACAGCUGGUACCAGGAGAACCGUUUAUGUUAUGGAUGAAAAAACAACGAAUGCCUCUAACCCUGGAUCAAAUACCGCUACAACAAUAGUUGUGACAAAUACUCCUUCACCACCAGCGUCUAUAUCAUCUCCGUCACAUUCAACUUCUGGAGGCCAAACUCAAAGCUCCAAGGCUACUGGCCAAUCUUUGCCAAAUAAUCCAUCGAAUCACCCUGGCAACAACAAUGAGACCUUUCUUUUACUAAACCGUAUCUCAACUACGACAACCGUUAAAACUACAGAAUGUUCACCGCAGAACCCAACUACUAAUCCAUCGACAAGUGCUUCGCCGCAGCCUACAACAUCAACUUUAGAUGCUGAUGAAACAAAUAAAAAAGAUUCUGCUAGUAAAAAAGCAAAAAACGAGGCAAAGAACAGAGAAAGCGCUAUUUGGUUUGAAUACGGAUGCGUGUAAAAGUAUACAAGAAAGGGUCAUAAUCAUCAUAAUAGAGACCCGCACAAAUAUUCAAAGUUGCUUGAAAAAUCAAAAGAAAUCAACCUAGAAACAUACCAUUUUUACUUCAUCAUUGAUAUCGGUAAACAAUUGGAUUACCUUUCAUUAUUGAGAUAUAUCAUGUAAUUCCAUGACUUUUAAAGUAACAGGCGGAAGGUAAAGGUUAUGACAUAGGACUGAAACAAGAUACAUUUAUCUUGCAUACGGAAAUUUAAAAAGUUAAGUUGUGAUUAUCCAAAUUGUACUUAUUGUAAAUGUUAUUUUCUAUGUUCUCAAAAUAUUACAUGUACCUAAAUCUUUAAUCAUCAUGGCUUUCAUUUCUUAAAUAAAUGA
Messenger RNA from Uranotaenia lowii, 4809 nucleotides. RefSeq names its product girdin (gene Girdin). Gene Ontology annotation, molecular function: dynein light intermediate chain binding; microtubule binding. The record is from RefSeq and is a predicted model, not a curated record. Gene Ontology annotation, biological process: cytoskeleton-dependent intracellular transport; cytoplasmic microtubule organization. Gene Ontology annotation, cellular component: cytoplasm; centrosome. NCBI's taxonomy places the organism in Eukaryota, Metazoa, Arthropoda, Insecta, Diptera, Culicidae. Bases 289 to 4437 code for a protein of 1382 amino acids. The transcript is spliced from 8 exons.